Molecule: messenger RNA, 6777 nt
Organism: Thrips palmi
Lineage: Eukaryota; Metazoa; Arthropoda; Insecta; Thysanoptera; Thripidae
Product: centrosomal protein of 290 kDa-like
Exons: 39
Coding region: 494-6664 (2056 amino acids)
Source: RefSeq, a predicted model, not a curated record
UUGUUUGUUUUGAAAGUGCCAGGAGAGCUGGUUAGGUUAGACGUUUCCCGCGAACUUGAAAAUAACAAGACUGUCGCGAUGAUUUUGAGUGACUGGCCAUUGAAACAGUUCUUGUGGAAGAUACCUGCUGGACUGUACAAGCAAAUGUACAGACUUGUUUCAUGGGCUUAUCUGCGAAGCAAGUCAAGUCACUUCUGCCUCCGAGCUCCUCCCUUCCUUGACUUGAUUUAUGAACGGGAUGAACGGACAGCCAGAAUCUAGGGUCAUGACUUAAAAUUUUUCUUUUGCCAUGAGUAAAUUUAUAUAAAUAAAGCGGCUUGUGCCUUAAUUUCUAAGGGAUUCAAGGCGUUUGCGGGAUGGGCUCUCUUGUUUUUGUUGGGUUUGGGUUUGUUUAUUUUCGUUAGCAACGGCCCUUGGCAACUGUCACAACAAAGUCACUGAGUGUUGUUUUGAUACCUUUGCUCUAUGCUCUGAGUUUCUGCGUAAAGUGGUGAUGAAAAUGGAUCUAAUAGAUCUUUUGAGUGUGGAAGCAGAACAACUGACGGAGGAUGAGAAAGAUGAAACAUGUCUGACACUUUCACAGGCUGAAUUGGGGAAGUUGACUGAUACGCAAGAUUUAAAAAAUGCUGUAAAUCUUUUGCAAGGACUCCUCAAAUUCAAAGUUGAACAGGUUGUUAGUCUCACUCUAGAGUUGGAUGAAUUAGCAGCCAAGCAAGGUGCAGAGGAGGCUCAGUUUAUUCAAGAAAUUGAAGAGUUACGAUCACAACUAUCAAAAAGUCCACGAGAACAUGUUCAAAAUGGUGAUACUGAAGAUGAUCUUAGACAGCUUCUGCAGGAAUCUGAAAUCAAUGCCCAGAGGCUGCUUGCUGAAGUACAGGCACAGGAGCAGGAGCAAGUUUCUAACAAAAUGGAGAUGGAAAAGUUAGAAAGUCAGCUAGCAGUUUUAGAAAAUGACCGUCUCUCACUUAAGAGAGAACUUGCUGCUCUUCAAGAGGAAAUACAAAACCGCCAUAAGGAUGUUGAGUCUGAUGCUCAAGAACCCAAAAAACAACACCGACAGUUGGUUGAAUCAUUAAGACAGAAAAACAAGCAUCUGUCUUCACUUUUAAAUGAUGUGGAGGCUUCAGAAAAAGAAAACAUUGUUCUUAGGGAAAAACUUACAAAUAUCAAGAUUGAAUUGUCAGAAGCAACCAAAAGUAUCAUGCAUACAACUGGAGAAAUAGUGACUCUUCAGAUAACCAAAGAGGAACAAGCAGAAAAAGUACGUUACCUAGAACAAAUGUGCGAAGCAUUGCGUCAUCAAGUUACAGAGCUUGUCCAAGAGAAAGAAAAACGUGAUUCAGAGCUUGAAACAUUUCAAAUGGAAAUUGAUAUUCGUGUUGAGGAAUGGAAGAAAAUUGUAGCCACAAAAGAAAAAGAGCUAAGUGACUUGCGUGAUCAACUUGCUCACCAGAGUGUCAAGGGGCAAUAUAUUAUGAAAAGUUGUGAGUCAGACCAAAUAGUUCUGUUAUCACAGACCCUUCAGAAAAGAGAAUUGCAAAUUGAUGAACUACAAGCUCAGCUUUCUCAAGCAACAAAGGAUCUAAAUGAGACAACAUCUCUUCUGGAGAAUAUGCACAGAUCCUCAGAAUUGUCUCAAGUAGAUCCGCAUAUUCAAGUUGCAGAAGUAUCACAAAAGCAGCUUUUAGCAGCUGAAGAUAAAAUUAAAAUGUUAGAGGAAAAGCUGAGAAAUGCUGAGGAAGAUGCAGAUGGAAAAUCAGAGGAGAUUACAAAAAUGAUAAUACAGCUUAGGAGCUAUGAAGCAGGGGAAUUUGGUCUAACAGAAGCACUUGCUCAAAUUAAGGAGCUGUCUCAACAGAGAAUGGUACGAGAUAAACACAUAGAACAGCUUGUUGAAACUGCAAACCAACUUCAAAAUACUUAUGACAGUUUACAAGAAGAAAACCUCACUCUUAGAGAACAGCUGCAUAUUUCCCCUGAAGAUCAUGUCAAAACAAGUACCAAAGUUCUGAAAACUAAAGAAGAAAAUAUCGUGAAGGUCCAUCAGCAACAAAUAGACCGCCUUGAAGAGGAUUUAAUAAGUGCAAAAAUGGAUAGAAGAGCCUUGACUCAACAAGUCCUUGCUCUCUCUAAGCAGCUUCAAGGACUAGAAAAUCAGCCUCCUGAGGUCCAAAGAACAAGUAAUAAACAACAAAUCAGGUCUCAGGCAGAUGCAAGAGCAGCUGCUAGGAAGAUUCGGGCCCUUCAGCAAGAGCAGCAUCAAUCUAGCAUUGAACGCCAAUCACUUGUUGAAGAAAAUGAGGCUCUGCGCCAGGGUUUGCAUGACAUUUUGGACAGCGUUCACAAUCAAGAUGGUCAGAGCAAUGUUCGUUUGGAGUCAAAGGUUUUAGAACAUCUAUUACAUGCUUUAGAUAGCAGGCAUAUAAGUGGUUGGUACCAUCCAGCAAUGAGAAUCCAAGCCAAAGUGAAUGCUGUGGAAGGUAAUAAUGAAGCUUUAAGAGAGCAGCUCCACAGUAUGAGGGAAGAAGAAUCUCGAACUCAAAAUGAACUUCAUAAAGCCAAGCUUCGUAUUGCGGAACUGGAAGAAAUCUCAAAAGACCCUCUGAACAAGAAAGAAGUAUUUUCCUCUGAUACCAAGACCAGUGGUUUCCAACUGCCUGCAGAGCUUUCUUCUCAUGGUUUAGAUGUUAUAUCAAAAAUGAACAAACAUCUUCUUCAAGUUCUUCAUGAACUGGAGCUGGACAAAACUCAAGUCUCAGAGACUCUUAACGUCCAUAAAGAGCUCCAGCUUCAACUAGAAGAACUGGUUUCACAGUUGGCACAUGCAGUCCAGCAACAUAAUGUAGACAAGGAAAAUUGGGUUGAGGAAAAGUCUGGCUUUGUAGAACAGCUAGAUUUGAUGCAAGCUAAUCUAGCUGCAUCUGAUGCAAAAGUAUUUCACCUUACUGCACUGUUGGAUAAAUUUUCCGACCAGGAUGAUGUUAAAAAAGAGAUGGUAAAGGACUUUCUUGAAUGUGCUGCCCUCAGAGCAGAUAAACAGAGAUGUGAAAGGAUGGCCAAGGCUGCUCAACAUUGGGCUGAAAAUGCCAAGGCACAAGUGCGAAUAAUUAAAUCAGAAUGGAAUGCCAGUAAGCAGUGGAUUCUGAAGAAUUUUGGAGAUCUAUUGCAGUUCAAGAAAAAUUCCCUUUCACAACUCUCUGAACUGGAAGCAAUGCUGGCAAAUAGUGUUCCCCUUUCUAGUUUAAAGGCAGCAAAUAAGCAUGCAGAUGAAUCAACAGCCAAAUAUGAGGACUUAUUGAGGAGACAUGAGAUACUUGUAAAUAAGACCGACCAAGAGGUCCAGAAACUAGUGUCAGAACUAGAACUUGAAAGAAAAAUGAGACAUGACUUAGUCAAACAGUUUGAAUCACUGAAUCAGAAAUUCUGGGCUAAAAACUUGCCUAAUGAUGCAUCUGUUCAGGAACUGGGUGUUCAACUUUCUGGAGUAGAGGGGGAAGUUCUGAGGGAGAAGCAACUGGCCUACCAUGCUGAAAAAAUGUGUGACAUUGUCAAGGAAGAGGUAAAGCAAGUAUCCAAGCGCUGUUGUGCAUUGGAGGAGGAAGUGAUGACUCUGCUUGAUGCCAAUCAGAAGCUCAAGCUGGAACUCUCAAAAGAAUCCUCUUUAGCUCCAGUUCAUCUAAAUGAAAAGAGUGAUGUGGAAAUAGAACUUGCAACCAAAAAGGCUGAAGUGCUUGAGCUUCAAGCCUCUAGAAAGCAUCUGCAAGAACUUGCUAACAUUUCUCAAGCACAAGUUCAAAUGCUUGAUCAGCUGCAUCAGAGAUCUGAACUUCAACUUGAUUCAUUGCGUCAAGUUUUGUACAAGCUUCAAGGUGAAACUGAUCUAGGCUUCGAAAUUGCACGACUUGGUGAGGAGUUAUGUGCUGCUCAGAUAAGUGAAUCGGCUGCAUGGAACCAAAUCUCUAGUCUUGAAAGGCAAAGAAAUGAAGCACUAUCCUCAUGUGAAAAACAAGCGAAAGAAAUUGAGGAGCUGGAGAGCAAACUCAGCACAGAAAAGCUGCAAUACGUCCAACAGUGCAAGAAAAUGCAGGAGAAAAUGGUUGCUGCGAAUGAGGGCUCAGAGCACAACCUUCCACUCUCCUUCUUCAAUCUAGUUGUGAGAGCUUUUGCUCAGCGCUCAGAAGAGUGUAGAACUUUAUGGAAAGAUUUGCAAGUAGCUAAAGAGGAACUGGUUUCUCUUACACUAGUUGCAGAAGAAAAGAAAGUGUCAUGUCAACAAACAUUAGAGCUUCAAAAUGCUCUUUUGGCCAGCCACUCAGAUGUGGAUUGUCAACGCAGAAUGGAAUCAUGGGCUAAUGCCUUGACAGAUUUUAAAAUUAAGGAUUUGAAGAGUUCAAGGCUUUGUGAUGUUAUGAAAGCUACGCUAAAGCAAACUGAGGAAAGACUUGAGAGUCAAGAAACACUCUUGUCAUCCAUUGAACAGCAACUUCUCUUUUUGGACAUCAGGAAAGUGCCUGCUUCAACUGAUCAAGAUUUUGGAAGAGCUCCAAGUCAGGACACUCAGAAAGUUACUCCGAUUAACAAAACAGUAGACAUGCCAUUGGAUGUUGAAGCUAAUUUAAAGAGUAAUCCUAUUGAGACUCGUGUUGAAUCACCCCCAUCUCCUGCUAAGCCACCACCAACAGACGCAAUGGUUAGAAAGGAAUCGCAGGACAAUGAAGUCCUAUUGAAGGAACAAAUAGUAUUCUUAAAGGAAGAAAUAAAAAAUUUAACAGCGCUUUUAAGAGAAACUGAAACUGAAUUGGGGUCCUACAGAAAAACAUGUAGUGACUUGCAACAGUCUCUGCAUAAAGAGAACACUUCACUGCAAACAUCAAAUCAAGACCCUCCUACGGCAAAAUCACCUCCUAAGGACGCUGUUGAAGCUGAGGAAACUGAGAAGAAUGAUUGUAUUGUUCCUAUCUAUGAUAAAGUUGCUCUUCAGGCGACUGUUGAAAGCCUUCAAAAUAUAAUUAUGCAGAAGGAAAACACAAUAUCGCGAUACCAAAAGUUCCUGGGAGAUGUGCGUGAGGAAGAUGCAAGAAUCAUUUCAGCUCUUCAAGAACAUCUGCGUGUACAGCAAGCUGAACUCACUGCUCAAGAACAAGCUUAUGUCAGAUUAAAAAUUUCCACACGCCAUCUUACACUUGAAGCUAAUGCCGAUAUAAAUUCAAAAACUUGUUUAGACUCACACCUUGCACGCACCAAUGAGCUGGAGGAUGAUGUAGCUCUGCUCAAAGCAAAAGUCUCAUCUCUAUUGACAGAAGUGCAAAACAAGCAACAGGAUGCUUCCUAUUGGAGCUCAGUUGCACAACAGCAUUUGUCUACAAUAGAAGAUCUUAACAUCAAACUGUCAGAGCAGAAAAGCUCUGACAAAAGGUCAUCGUUUUGCUUGCCAGUUCAUGACACAUCUUCAAAGAGCACCAAUCUAUUGCCACCUAAUAAAGUUGAACAAGAUAAACAGGAGUUCAAGGGAUUCAAAAACAUUGAUAGAUUGUCUAAAUUCAAAUCAAAUCAAGUUCAAAUGCAAAUCAACACCGAGUUGGCCGAUUUACGAAAUAAAAUUCUACAAAUGGAGGAGCAAGAGCGGCAUUACAAAAAUGAAAUUCAGCGUCUAAAAGACCAGAUUCCUAUAUACUCUAGAAGAGCACAGCAAAUUCUAAGUGGACCUUUGCGGCCUGAGAGAGAAGAAGAACUGUUGAAAAAAAUUGGAUGUUUGGAGCAGCAGCUGGAACACCAAAAAACGGAACAUGAAAAGAUUCUGGCUCAGCGAGUUCAGCUUGAAACAAAGAAAAUCAAGUCAGUAGAAAAUGUAGCUCGCUGGGAUGAGAGGAAAAAGCAUCAACUCCAAAUUGACAGACUCAAGAAUUCUUUACAUGAACAUACAGAGGAGAGUGUCCUUCUACAUGAUAAAGUUGAAAGGCUGCAUGGUAGAGUUCAUCGAUUGGAGCGUGAAAAGCAAGCCUUGGAACAUCAGAUUAGAAAUUUGCAUCACGUUCAACAGGACAAAGCUCUUUUGGAGGGGCAACUGAAAAAAAUGGAGAGUAGCCGCAUUUCACAGUGCAUGUUAGAUGAAUUACAAAGAGAACGAGACAAGUUGUGUGCAGAGGUUCAAAUAUUAAAAGCCAAGGAUGCAAUGAGAGGUCACAGGUGUAAAGAUGAAUGUCACAGUGACAAUGUGCAGAAAGAACGAGCUGAGCUGCUCAAGGCAAACCUAGAACUCGAAUGUGAAAAUUUAGAAAUGAAAUUAGAACUAGAGAAACUUCAAUCAGAAACGAUGUGUCUGAGGCACAAAGUAUCACAUCUUGAAAGAUUAUUGCUUGAUACACAUGGGCAGAGAACCCUUGGAACUCUACCAGAUGGCACCCAAGAUUUGCUUGUCACUGAAAACAAAAUCCUCCAGCAAAAGGUUCAGCAACUGGUUCAGCAAUUGGACAGUACCAAUCAUCACUUAAGGACAUUAGAAAACAACAAAGAUAAUGGCAGGAUAACUGCUCUACAAACUGAACUGGACCAAAAAUGUGAGUUGCUUCGCAAAGUCAAAACCUUGCUUGAACGGGCAGCUAUUAAAGAAAGACAGCUAUCAGAACAAGUAUAUAAACUGGAAGCUAAGAUAGCUAAGAAAUAGAACCAGCUGAGGCACACGUUAGGCGAGAAAAGAAACAAAUAUUAUCAUGGUUUUCAUUGUCUUUAAUUUGCACUAUUUCUUAACAACAAGAAAGUAAAAAAGAUCUACUGGAA